This is a messenger RNA of Astyanax mexicanus (Mexican tetra), 1747 nucleotides long. Its product is annotated as 14-3-3 protein beta/alpha-A. NCBI's taxonomy places the organism in Eukaryota, Metazoa, Chordata, Actinopteri, Characiformes, Acestrorhamphidae. Gene Ontology annotation, cellular component: cytoplasm. The transcript is spliced from 6 exons. Gene Ontology annotation, biological process: signal transduction. The record is from RefSeq and is a predicted model, not a curated record. The coding region runs from base 145 to 879 and encodes 244 amino acids.
GUUACGGGUUGUAGGAAAACGGAUGUGUCAAGUUGAGCGGAAGUGGUACUGCCCAGAGCGACUGAAGAGCGAGAAGGAGGACGGACACUCCGACUGUAUCUUUCACGGAUAAAGGCAGGACUAAACGCCGUUUAAACUCUGAAAAUGGACAAGAGUGAUUUGGUGCAAAAAGCCAAGCUGGCUGAACAGGCAGAGCGCUAUGAUGACAUGGCUACUGCUAUGAAGGCGGUGACCGAAGGUGGCAUGGAGCUGUCCAAUGAAGAGCGCAAUUUGCUUUCCGUGGCCUACAAGAACGUGGUAGGUGCUCGCCGCUCCUCCUGGCGCGUGAUCUCCAGCAUUGAGCAGAAGACCGAAGGCAAUGAGAAGAAGCAGCAGAUGGCACGCGAGUACCGAGAGAAGAUCGAGAGUGAGCUGCAGGAGAUCUGCAACGAUGUUCUGGGUCUUCUGGAGAAGUUUUUGAUUCCCAAUGCCUCUCAAGCUGAGAGCAAGGUGUUUUACCUGAAAAUGAAAGGCGAUUAUUAUAGAUACCUGUCUGAGGUUGCAUCUGGAGAGUCUAAGACCACCACAGUUGAUAAUUCCCAGAAGGCUUACCAGGACGCAUUCGAGAUCAGCAAGAAAGACAUGCAGCCCACGCACCCCAUACGGCUUGGUCUGGCACUCAACUUCUCUGUCUUCUACUAUGAGAUCCUCAACUCUCCUGAGAAGGCUUGCAACCUUGCCAAGACGGCCUUUGAUGAAGCCAUUGCUGAGCUUGACACCUUAAAUGAGGAUUCCUACAAAGACAGCACCUUGAUCAUGCAACUACUAAGGGACAAUCUCACCCUGUGGACGUCGGAAAACCAGGGCGACGAGGCAGAUGCAGGUGAAGGAGAGAACUAGAGGAGCUGCACUGAUCUCCAAACACACGCACACACAUACACUCAUCUUAAUUAAAAAAUAAUAAUAAUACACAGACGGCUUCCCCCAACCCCCAACCCCCAUCCCACCCCACCGUACCUUUCCCUAUUUUACAUUCCCCAAUCCCUCCUACUUUACAUUCCCCACCUUUAUCCAUGUAACCCCCUAUUUCCCUCCAGCACCCACCCCUUGUCCUUUUACCUUCUGUAUGAUCAUCACAAGACACACCUGAAGCAAGACACACACUGAAGCCCCUCACACAGGCACCGGUGGCAGGAAAGGGGGCGGGGGGCUCACAGGGUGACAUGCCGAUGUCAGCAGGUCCAGUCAUUUUGUGAAUUUAACAUGGUUGUACUGAAUAGCAAGGCCCUAUAUGUUGUGUGCAUGGUUAUGCGAAUGAGAGUCAGAGAGAGUAAUUGAGCGAGUGUGUGUGCACGUGAGAGAGUGAGUGAGUAAACUUGAGAUUGAGUGCGUGGAUGGCUGAGAAUGAACGAGUGUGUGUGUGUUUUGGAGUCGGGGGUUAUGAACUCUAAUAGUCCUUCCUUAUGAUUCCCAUUUUUCCACCUUAGCUGGUUGUGCAUUUUCAUCUUUUUUUUUUCUUCUUUUUUUUGUUAUGGACAUUUUUUUAGUGUUAUUCGUCAUGGUAUUUGCAGGUUUUAUUGUAUGGUUAUUAAACUGGCAGUUUAUUUUCACCAAACACUGUAAUUCUUGAGUUUUGUAUCUUGUUUUUGGACCUAUGAUGCUAUGCCUCUCAGCGUGAAUUCCUGGUGUCGCUAGGGUAAUCACUGAAAGCCCUGUUUGGACACAUGGUCAAAUGGCCAUUUCAUAAAGUAAAUGUCUGAAAAUUAAA